CCUAACUUUAUAGCUACUUUUAAAGAACUUCUCGUUUUUAAAGCUUAUAGAGAAUUUAUAUUAAUAAAGGUUGGUUAUAGCCUCGACGCCCGUAAUUUAGAGAUGACUAUAACGAUAAAGGUUAACGGGUUUUUUACCCUAAAUAUGCUAAAUAUAAGUAUAGCUAAAGCUAUACUGCUAUCCUCGUUACUAAUUAGUAUAGCCCGCGUUAUUAUUAUUUUUACCUAG
Messenger RNA from Colletotrichum tamarilloi, 228 nucleotides. RefSeq lists its product as uncharacterized. NCBI's taxonomy places the organism in Eukaryota, Fungi, Ascomycota, Sordariomycetes, Glomerellales, Glomerellaceae. The record is from RefSeq and is a predicted model, not a curated record. The transcript has a single exon. The annotation marks the transcript as partial.